AGAUUGUAAAUUACAAAGACUUCCAAAAUUACUCACCGCCGCAACUCCGCCUUUCUAAUUCACUCCGGGAAGUAAUUCCGCUGCCUAUGUAGCUUUCUUUCAAUCGGUUGCGGUGGAAAAAUACAGCGAGAUCAUGGAGGCUCUGAGGGUCCGAUUGAGAUCGUCAAACCCGCCGACAAUUUUACCCGACGACGUAAUGAUGGGGAUUUUCUCGACGGUGCCGAUGAAGGAUCUGGUUCGAUUACGCCGGGUAUGUAAGUCCUGGCAAAACCUCAUAACCUCACUCGAUAUGUUCAAAGUUUUCCAAAUCCAAACUUCCCUUUCCAGACAAAAAACCAGUCCUAACUGUCAAGAUUUUGUUGAAUUCCUCCUCUUAGACGACUGUAAAUAUGAUAAUGGUGAUAAAACGCCCGACCUUCAAAUUAGGGAACGAUUAUCUAAACUGACAGUAAAAUUAGCCAAAGAUGAUAAUUUGAUUAGGACCCACCGACUAAUCUGUAAAGACGGUGUGAUUUCUUUGGUGGGUUGUUGCCAUGGAUUGCUCUGUUUUUCUAAACAGGGUGAAAUUAACUGUGAUGUGUAUCUCUGCAAUCCGGUUCUGGGUCAGGUUAGGGCUCUCCCAAAGAGCAAGUUGGACAGUAUAGGGAGUAGUAAGAAUGCUGUUGUUACAUUCUUUUAUGAUGAUUACGACAACGAUUAUAAAGCUGUGAAAAUUGUGGAAUUUUGUAAUUUCUUGAAGGUUGGGGUAUAUAGUUUGAAGAACAACUCCUGGAAAAUAUUUAGCCCCUUAGCUAUUCCUUGGAAUCGGGUCUUUCUUCUGAAGGUUUCCAAUGGCAGAUCACAGUUGUUAGUUCAUAAGGGUUGUAUCUAUUUGUUGGUUUACUUGUUGGCGUGUGAUGAUUUAGAUGGGUUCCAUGGACCUUAUUUCUUGAUCAUCUUGGAUGUGAACAAUGGAGAAGCUCGAACAAUUCCCUUACCGAAUGGUCCGGAUCUGCCACCUUGUCCAUUAAAUCUAUUGUUUUUUAAAGGAUCUGUUGCCUUUUCUAGUUGGUUCUUUAGCAAUACAUUCAGGUUUGAUGAACUCUGGGUGUUCCAGGAGGAUGGAAAUUACAGUGACAAUCUGCAUUGGAUGUUCAAGAAGGAUGAGUGGGAAAGGUUUUGGAGGAAAAAGUCUGUUUCUCAAGAAAAUUGUCCACCUCAUCCCCUUCUUCCCUACAGAACAACUGGGGUAACAAUGGGCAGAAAUGAGCUUUAUUUUUUGAGUUCUAUUAAAGGCUCCGAGUUUGUAUAUGACAUCCAGUCAAGAGACCUGUGGGAUCAUCCUGUAGCUGAUUAUGUUCCGAGUUUAGUUUCUGUAAUGACCCCUUCUCCUUCUCCUCCUCCUCCUCCUUCUUGUGUCGAGACGAAUAUGGAAAAUUCAGUUGACGAAGAAGAGAGUAAAGAUCAUUAACUUGGAAGAAGAAUGAUUAGCAUACUAGAGGGGGCUCUCAGGAGUGUAGCAAGGCCUAUGUUGUUCUUUUGUUCCUAAACAAUGUAUGUAGCAACACCUUUUCUAAGUUUUUUUUUUUUUUUUUUUUUUUCUUUUGUUUCUAAACUCUGUAGCAACACCUGUUUUAUGUUGUAUUUGUUCCUAAACUGCUAUUCCUUGCGGUGGGUCUUGGCCACCAGAUUCUUGUAAUUCAAAAUGAGCUGAUUAGUGCUGGGAUAGCUGAUAGUAUUCUCAACGGCUAUUUUGAG
This is a messenger RNA of Oldenlandia corymbosa var. corymbosa, 1737 nucleotides long. The record is from the annotation of a GenBank genome assembly. NCBI's taxonomy places the organism in Eukaryota, Viridiplantae, Streptophyta, Magnoliopsida, Gentianales, Rubiaceae.